Pungitius pungitius (ninespine stickleback) is the source of this 2472-nucleotide messenger RNA. Its product is annotated as bcl-2/adenovirus E1B 19 kDa-interacting protein 2-like protein. Gene Ontology annotation, biological process: apoptotic process. Gene Ontology annotation, cellular component: cytoplasm. The transcript has 10 exons. Lineage: Eukaryota; Metazoa; Chordata; Actinopteri; Perciformes; Gasterosteidae. Bases 614 to 1849 code for a protein of 411 amino acids. The record is from RefSeq and is a predicted model, not a curated record.
UUGGUGACUCCGUCUGUGGAGAAGAAGAAGAGACGGAGUAAACGAAGCAGAACCAGACUUUUUAUGGAAGUUAGUAAUUAGAUAAAAGUGGUUCAAUUGUUUAAAAGAACGGUCAGAUAUUUGACAACUUCUACUAUUAAAGUUCAUUAGUACUUAAUGUUACAAAUACUACAUUUCAUGUACAACUCAUUAAGUAUCAGCUUUGUGUAGUUAAAGUAUCAACAAUAAGAGAUGUUCAACCAGAGAGUUAGUUUGCUUAAGUAUAUCUAUACUGUGGUUUAUAUAUAUAUAUAUAUAUAUAUAUAUAUAUAUAUAUAUAAACCACAGGAGAAGUCAGCUCGUCUGUAAGUCUUUUUAAACUGUUGUGCUCCUUUCACACGGCGGCCCGGUCCCCUCCGGAUGUGCUGUGGAUUCAUUUAUAGAUCCAGACAAUCAAAGGUUAUUUAAAACUCGUUGGGCAAAUGACCCGUGUGCCCUGCUGCUAACAGGAAGCAGCUUCUCAGCUUAAUACUAUAGUAAUAGUACUCAUUUUACUCACUAUUUGUCUCUCUGCAGGACACCUCCUGAUACUACUACUUCUAGUACUACUACUACUACUGAUACUUUUCCUAGCAUGGAUGCUUUUGGUACUGGUACUACUAUUACUACUGAUACUACUACUACUACUGAAAUUGAUACUACCUGUACUACUACUACUGAUAUUACUACUAUUACUACUGAUACUACUAGUAGUAUGACUGAUACAUUUCCUAGCAUGACUGCUUUUGGUACUGGUACUACUAGUACUGAUACUCCUACUACUGGUACUGCUAGUAGUACUUCACCUCCAGCCAGGACUCCUGAGGACGGGCCAGACGAGGAGCAAGCAGGAGAACAACAAGGAGAACAAGAAGAAGCUCCAAGUGGAACCGAGGAAGCUCCACCCACCUCUGUGCUUCUGUCACAACCAACGAAGAAGAAAGUCCUGUUGGCUCCGGCUCUCAGCCUGUCGUUAGGUCGCAGUGAGUCCACAGUCUCAAGCGACUUCCCCUCCACCUUCCUCUCGCCCCCCCCUGAGGACGACGAUGACGUGUGGCUGGACCUCAACCUGGACGCCAUGGAAACGCCCUCCGACAGCGGCUCGCUGCCCUUCCCCAUCUACGACCCGGAAGAUGACAUGCAGCGCCUCGGCGUGGCGUCCCGGCGGCGCCGGCCGCCACGGGACCGCGGCCCCCGGUCCAGGUUUGACUUUCAAGGCGGUUCUGGAGAAUCGGACCAAAGUGAGCCGGCAGAUCUGGAGCGGGACGACGUGGUGGACGGGGACGGCACCAGGUGGCGCUGCUUCUCCGGGGGCGACCCGUCCCAGGAGAGAUGGGUCAACAUGAGCCUGCUGGAGCCGUUCCUCAGGGUUCUGUCCCACGGAGGUUACUACGGAGACGGAAUGUACGAUGUCAUCUUGUUUUCUUCCUGCUACCUGCCGCAGAACCGUCUGGAGAACUACCAGAAGGUGAUGGACCACCUGUUCAGGUACGUGGUGGGGACUCUGGACCUGAUGGUGGCAGAGAACUACGUGAUGGUGUAUCUGUGUGCUGGAGGUCAGAAGGACAACCUGCCGGGAAUCAGCUGGCUGAGGGAUGGCUACACCACCAUCAACAGGAGGUUGAGGAAGAACCUGAAGGGUUUCUAUGUGGUUCAUCCAACCUGGUACAUCAAAGCACUCAUCACCAUCAUCAAACCCUUCAUCAGCUCUAAGUUCAGAAGGAAGCUCCACUUCGUCGGCAGCCUUCAGGAUCUUGGUGAGCUGGUCCCGUCUGAGCAUGUGCAGGUCCCAGACUGCGUCUCACUGUUCGACCAGAGUCUGAGCAGGUGAAGCAGCACCUGGAGUCUCCUCAUGGUCUCAAACCAUUUCAGUUCACUUUGAGCAGGAAUGAUGUUUCUCCACCGGCCGUGACUGUGCUCAUCUUCAAUGACCAGCAUAUAUGUCAUUAUUACUAUAUUUUAUUGUUAUUAUUUUUUACAUGUUUGUGUGAUUGUUUGUUUUGGAACAUUUAGACACUGAAACGGCUCGUUGUCGUCGACCUGCUGAGGUCUCGCUUCGCUUUCGUCGUGGUCGAUGCAGCUUCUCGAUAGAAGAUCUGCGCGUGUCCAGUCAGUGUCACGGUUUGGGUCUGCUCUAUGUCUUAUUUUGUAGUUUUCAUGUCUCUUAUGUUCCUGGGUAACUUCACUUCCUGUCUUCCCUUGUGAUUGUCUGCCGUGCCGGAUCGUUUCCACCUGUGUUCAAUCACCUGCACCUUGUGUAUUUAAGCCUGUGAGUCUCUGGUCUUGUGUGGCGUCAUUACAUGUCGACCCGUCCAUGUGUAAGUCAAGUCUGUGUUUUCAGGUCCUUGUUUGUGUUUCUUGGUUUUUGUUUUUGCCUCCUUCCUGUUUUUUUGGUUGGAGUGAUUUUGAGUUCGAGUUCUUUGACUAUUAAAGUCCUUUUAUUUUGUUCAUUAA